Messenger RNA from Magnolia sinica, 3431 nucleotides. Its product is annotated as pentatricopeptide repeat-containing protein At2g19280. NCBI's taxonomy places the organism in Eukaryota, Viridiplantae, Streptophyta, Magnoliopsida, Magnoliales, Magnoliaceae. Gene Ontology annotation, molecular function: protein binding. The record is from RefSeq and is a predicted model, not a curated record.
GGUGGAUCCCACAUGCAGCUAGUUGCAUGAUUUUCUCAUGUGCAAUUGACCAGAUAAGAGGCAGAUAUAUCAUUUCAAAUCAAACCGUCCAAAACGGGUCCACCGUAGAUGGGAUAUGAUCCAUAAAAGUAGUGCCCAUAUGACCUUAUUGGUUGUUUAGUGGUAUAAUGGACGGUUAAAAAAAAGUAGUGGACGUUUCAGAAUCCAAUCAAAGGCUAUGAUCCUCUACUCAAAUUUCAUUUUGAGGCCGGUUCCUCUACAGCAUUGUAGAUUUUCUACAAACUCCAAACCAGGGUCCACAGACCCGACGGGUACUCAGACCCAAAAGGUUCUGGAACCAAGACCGGACCCGAACCCUAUCCAUUACCAGUGGAACGCCGCCCACAAAACGGUCGGCGUUUGUAAAAACGUUGCUGAAUCGCCGCCUUAAACCCUAAAUCUCUCUCUCUCUCUCUCUCUCUCUCUCUCUCUCUCUCCUUCGAGAAGCAAUUCAAGGAAAGCUGAGAUUUUUUGAGAAGGGAUUUUCAAGGCGAGGGAGGAAGUUCGUUCUUCAGAGCUCGAUUUCCCAAACACUGCGUUUCGAAUCCGUUUCAGAAAAAAAAAAAAAAAACCCAAACUCGAAUCGUUUCAGUUUCAACGGAAAAACUCGUUUCCACCUUUCCCUCUCUAUAGCGUUUCUCCAGGUAAAUAUGGUUCAUUUGGUAAUUUAUGGUUUUUCAUGAGGCAUUUCCAUUCUCUGUACGGGGAUUGAAGCGGGUUUUUCUUAGAAGAGACAACGCUCUCAAAUUACUUCCUUUUUGGAAUUCCGUUCUCUCAUUUUCAUCGGCUUUACUUGGACAUGAUUUGUCGGUUUCCGAAGAUUCUGGAGACGAGAAUCUGCCGAAGACAGUCCCGAAAAGGGUUUCGGCAGAAACCUGGAAGCAGAACGUCAGAAGGGGCGGUUUCAUCAAACAGGCAUCCUUGGAUUUUGGAAUUCGGGACAAUCUAAGGAUAGUGGAAAUUCUUUCAUGCCGUGGCUGGGAUUUGGGUUUCCCGGACACACUCACGGCCUGUCUCGAUGAUUCACAUAUGGUGUGGAUUCUGAAUGAUCUCUAUGGCGAGAGCUCUGACGCUAAACUCACUUUCCUCUUCUUCAGUUGGUAUGGGAAUUGCAGUGAGUCGAAGCAUGGGAUUCGGUCGGUUUGUGCAAUGAUACGUAUUUCUGUUUCGGGAAAUAUGAAUCAUGAAGCAAUGCGUUUGCUUGGAUAUCUUGUUAGAAACAGGGAUGGAGGAGAUGGUUGGCAUGACGUGGUGUUCGAUUUUCUUGGGGAGAGCUGUACGGAUAGAAGUGUUUUGGAAACUGUGUAUAGCAUGCUCGUUAGCUUAUUUGUAGAGGAAAACAUGAUAGACUUUGCUCUCAAGUCGAUUUAUCGAAUGAAGGUGCUUAACUUCUUUCCUGCAAUUCAGGCUUGUCAUUCUAUUAUUCGUGCACUCCUAGAAUCAGAACGGUUGGAAUUGGCUUGGGAAGUGUUCGAAGAAAGUGAAAAUGCUGCUACUAUUAGCUUAUUUAUCCACAAGUAUUGUGCUGAAGGCAGUUUGUCUUGCACUUGUAAGCUGCUCCUUGAAAUGAAGAAUUACGGGUGCGAAGCGGAUAUUGUCGCAUACACUAUUGUGAUCGAUGCGCUCUCCAAAAGGGGUCUUUUAAAAGAGGCGACUUCACUCCUGUGCAAAAUAAUCCAGAUGGGUCUCUCUCUGGAUUCCAUUUCAGUUGCCUCGAUUGUCAAUGGUUACUGUAAGGCAGGAAGGAUGGUGGAAGCAAUGGACGUUUUGAAGGUGUCCAGUUCCACACCUGACAUUUUUAUGUAUACUAGCUUUAUUUCAGAGUUUUGUAGCAAGGGUAAUGUGGUAAAUGCCAUUGUGUUGUUCGAUGAGAUAUCUGAGCUGGUUAUGUUUCCUGAUUGUUUUAGCUACACUACGAUUAUCGAAGGUUUCUGUAAAGUUGGUGACAUGGAUCGAGCUCUUAAAUAUUUUGGCAAAAUGUUGAAAAAAGGGCUUAACCAGUCCAUUGUCACAUAUACAGUUCUCAUUAAUGGCUUUUGCAAGAUCGGAGAUUUGGAAGCCACUGAACAUUUGUUUGAUGUGAUGACAAGAGAGGGCCUGAAACCAGAUGUGGUUUGUUAAAAUGUGUUGAUAGAUGGCCAUAGUAAAAAGGGUUAUAUGCAUAAUGCUUGCGAGUGGUUAGGUAUGAUGAGGAUAGCUGAUGUUUCGCCGGACAUUGCGACCUAUAACAUUCUCAUCCAUAGUCUUAUCAAAAGAGGCUUUGUGAAACAGUCGAGAGAGAUCUUGAAUGAGCUCGUUAUGAGAGGGGUUUCGCUAGACAAACUCACAUUUACCAACAUCAUUCACGGGUUCGUUAAAGAAGGUAGCUUUCAGGAGGUGUAUCUUCUAUUGUGUCAAAUGAGUGAAAAGGGUCUGAAACCUGACGUCGUCACUUGCAGCGCUCUCCUUAAUGGGUAUUGCAAAGCACAUCGUACGCAGGAAGCAGACGCUUUGUUUCAUAAGAUGUUGGAUGCAGGUCUGGAUCCAGACAUGACAUUGUACAACACACUUGUGCGGGGUUAUUGCCGUGAUGGAAAUAUACAAGAUGCUUGCAGAGUUGUAACCAUGAUGGUUAAACAUGGCCUGAUUCCCAAUGAUGCAACGCACUGGGGGCUAGUCUCUGGUUUUGACAAAUACGGGGUUGAAAAUGCUGCAGUAAAUGCUUUCAUUAAAUUACAUCAGAUAUUACUUGACAAUGGUAUUGACAUUGGUAAAUCUCAUUGUGCGGCUAUGCUCGGUUUGACAAAUGGGAGCUCUUAAAACAAUUGUAGAAUCUUCUUUUGAAUUGAUCACACACAUGGGUUUAUGAGCAGCAGUGAAAUGGAUAGUAUUGAAUCUAUGCUAUCAAUUAAAAUGAAUUGGGGAUGAAUGUUGGGAUUGGCUUGCAGCUCAUUAAGCUUGGAAAUCUUUUAGACUCAACAUACUACGUGCCACAGGCCUUCAUUGUGGCUAGUCUGUGCUUCAGGCCUUGACUAAUGACUAGAGGUUUGGAUUACUGACAUUCUGAUACGUAUUUGGGGAACGUUACCUUUUCAGUCUAUGCUGAUUUCUCAUUUGGAGAUGAGGCAGCCAGGUCCUAUUCAUGAAGUAAUAAGCCUUGUGCACUCAAAGAAGUGAACAUGUUCAGCACGGACCCUCUUCCUUUGCUGCUAUAUUAAAGGGUCUAAGAUGAUCUGAAUAGGAUCUUUGUUAGCUUGCCACAGUCAGAUGCAUUCUAAGGAAGGGAAUGCGAUUUUUAGUGGCUUUGCGAGAAGAUGCAUUUUGUUUAUUGGUCACUUUGUUGAAAGGAGCCGUUCGUGCACUGAUGGAAGUCUUAUAUCAGGUAAUUCAACUUCUCUCUAAAAAUAGACUUC